This is a messenger RNA of Brienomyrus brachyistius, 5887 nucleotides long. It is a transcript of the gene musk, whose product is annotated as muscle, skeletal, receptor tyrosine kinase. Gene Ontology annotation, biological process: positive regulation of kinase activity; cell surface receptor protein tyrosine kinase signaling pathway; protein phosphorylation. The transcript has 18 exons. NCBI's taxonomy places the organism in Eukaryota, Metazoa, Chordata, Actinopteri, Osteoglossiformes, Mormyridae. Bases 1451 to 4273 code for a protein of 940 amino acids. Gene Ontology annotation, molecular function: protein binding; ATP binding; transmembrane receptor protein tyrosine kinase activity. The record is from RefSeq and is a predicted model, not a curated record. Gene Ontology annotation, cellular component: signaling receptor complex.
GUGAGGGCAGUGACCGGGUGUUUAACCCUUUACCUGAAUUUCUUUGCAUCCAGAGAUGAACAUCAUCUGAUACCUUUGCUGUUUUUUGGAGAUCUGGUGUUCCCUGUCUUUUCCCAUUGCUCAUGUCAAAGGGUGAAUUCCAAAGUACCAAAAAAGAUUACGGCUGCAGUUCUGCUGCUGACAGACAGGGGGUGCCAUUGGCACAGAACGCGAUAUUGGCGUUGAGUCACCGGUGCCGUCACCCCUGGGGUAUUCAGCACAGCUGUCAUGUCAUUAGGGCCAUUCUCCUGCAUUCUGUCCUGUACACGGUAGCCAUUUUAACGUUUGUUUAUUUUUUAAAUUUGUAAUUAAUCUCUUGCUGUCAGGGAAAGUCAAAGCCCACAUAAAGCCCAAGCAUCCUGUUCUGUGCUGGUCCUGCAGAGGGCGCCAGGACUUCCAACGCCUCAGCCCAUUCUGCUUAGCUGGUGUGCUCCGUGUGCCAGUGCGAUAUGGUCGGUGCCCAUCAGCAUCCGGUGCCCUCGGCGGCCGGCUACGUGACUUCAUGGGCUGACCGGCCUGCUUCUUCUCACCAUCAGCUUCUCCAGACUCGGCCUCCCUGCUUCCCGCCGUCCAUGGCUCCCGGUUGAUAGUCUCCACGUCCUGCGUGACGCUGUGUACCAACGAGCCCAGGGGUUAACAUCACCGCAUGGCGGCCGUACAACCGAGCAGACUGGGGUCUCCAUCCCUCAUGCUACGCUGGCCAUCUCGAACUAUGGGCCGGCACACACCAGGCAUGUGACUGGACAUUUAGCAGGAAAGCAGGCCGUAGAUGUUCUGUUCCACCCUUCACCCCCUGGAAUGUUGCCUGUGACCGCAGACGGCGCUCAGAGAAAUGUCACUCCUUGCCUAAAAUAAAUGUGGGCAGUGGAGUGACAGGUGGGGCCACACAAAGGCGACGGGAAUGCGAGGGCCGGACCCCCUGUUCCCCAUGCUUGCCCCCAGCCACACUCCCCAAGCCGAUCUUGUUUGUGGUAUUGUUUAAACAGGACCAAUGUGGACACGGCCGUGCAAUUUUCCCAUUGAUCUUAUCCUUUUUCUGGGACCCUGAAGUGACCCUGUGCAAGCAGGUACAUUUUUUCUCUCCGGGGCAGCUUCUUUGUGACCCUCCCCUCCACUGGGUGGUCAGCAGAAUAAGCCCCCCCGGCCAGCGUCAUUGUCCGGGCCCUCACCGGGGCCCCGUGAGGCUGGAGGCUCGGCAGCUGUGGCCGUCAAUCUUGACUUCUCGCUGCUGAAAAAAGACCACCCCCAGCCCCCCCCCGUGCCGGCCCACUGCCCCCUGCCAAAUGCCGACGCGCAGCAUGGCCGAGAGCGAGCCGGGCGUGGGCGGGCAUGUGGAAAUACUGUAGUUGACAGAGAUUCUGACAGUGGAGAUUUCCGACUCAGCCUGAGACUUCGCUUUCAGGGAUUAAAGAUGGGGAUCCGCAUCACGCCUCUGCUCCUCCUGACAGCCCUUCGUCUGAGCGUCGGACAGCACAAAGCCCCUCGGAUCACCACCUUGCUGGACACUCUGGAUGUGCUGCCUGACCACAACGCAACUUUCAUCUGCGAGGUGGACGCACGGCCCAUCGCCGACGUCACAUGGACGAAAAAUAACUUCCAUAUUGGGCCCUACGACCCGCGUUACAUGACCAGGGAGAACGGGCAGAUGCUGGUUAUCCCCAACAUCAGGGACUCGGAUAGCGGCGAGUACUGCUGUGUAGCCAGCAAUGGGAUUGGAGAACCGGCGAAGAGCUGCGGGGCCCUGCAGCUGAAGAUGAAGCCUCAAAUCAAGAAACAUCCAAACAACGUCACGCAGCUCAUAGAAUCGAAGGCUGUGCUGCAAUGCGUGACCCUGGGCAACCCCAAACCAGACAUCAUCUGGAUGAAAGAUGAGGAUGUCAUCAAGGUUAGCGACCGGAUAACCAUCCUGGACUAUGGCUCUCUGAAAAUCAGCAACAUCAAAAAAGAAGAUGGCGGCCAGUAUCGUUGUAAAGCAAAGAACAGCUUUGGGAUGGCUGUGUCAAGAUCAGCAAUACUUGAGGUGCAGGCUCCCGCCAGAAUCCUGAAGGUCCCAAAGGAGAAACGCGUUCCCUUCGGGUCCGAGGUCACGAUGGAGUGUAACACCACUGGUAACCCAGUCCCAACGAUAACAUGGCUGGAAAACGGGAAUGCGAUCUCCAGGGCUUCCGUGGAGGAGACGAUCAUGGGCGAUGUGGUGGCCUCCAUUCUUCGCGUCGUCGUAAACAAGCCGGCUCUGUAUACCUGCCUGGCCACCAACCGGCCCAGUGGCAGAGAGAACAUCGCCAAGGCCACCGCCAAGGUCACCAUCUCAGAAUGGAGGCUAUACAAGGGCAGUGCGGGGUACUGCAGCACCUACCGGGGGCAGGUGUGUCAGGGCGUGCUGAGGAGGGAUGCCCUGCUGUUCUUCAACGCCUCGCUGCAUGAACCCGAGGACACACAGGAGCUGCAGGCACAGGUGGCCUGGUCCCAGCUGGACAGCAGUGGCGCCCUCUGCAGGCCAGCCGCCCGGGCUCUCUUCUGCCACCACGCCUUCCAGGACUGCAACCCCUCGGGGCAGGGCCCCACACCCAAGCCCGUGUGCAGAGAGCACUGCCUAGUGGUGAGGGACCUGUACUGUCACGGAGAAUCGCUCUUUAAGGAGGACGCUGCCAGCAAAGGGAUGUACUCGUCGGGGGCUCGCAUCACGCUGCCUGACUGCACACUCCUGCCCAGCCAGAAGGACGACCACACAGCUUGUACCGUGGUCCCAUUCGUUGAUCUCAAGAAAGACCAAGUUACCACUAAAUGCUACGCCGACCGGGGACAGUUUUAUCAGGGGACGGUCAGCGUCACGCUUUCAGGCGUGCCGUGCCAAAGAUGGAGCCAGCAGGAUCCCCACCCACAUUGGCUCUCCCCAGAGGUCAUUCCUGAGCUGCGCAAUGCCGAGAACCACUGCCGGAACCCCGGAGGGGAGAAUGAACGGCCGUGGUGUUUCACCUCCAACCCGUACCUGCGGUGGGAAUACUGCGAUGUGCCUAGAUGUGGCGAUGUGCCGGCCCCGGUGUCCACCAUCCCCCGCCAGCUGGCCCCAAACGUGCCCCUGUCGCCGCCCCCUACCUACUCAAUGAGCAUCAUCAUUUUCGUCACGGCCGGCUUGGCGGCGUCUGCUUUCCUCGUCGUCAUCGCGCUCAUGUGCCGUCGCAGGAGAAAGCUGUGGAAAAGCAGGAAGAGGGUGAUGGAGACCCCUACGCUGACGACCCUUCCCUCGGAGCUUCUGCUAGAUCGCCUUCACCCCAACCCCAUGUACCAACGCCUACCGCUGCUGCUCAACACUAAGCUCCUGAACCUAGAGUAUCCACGCAACAACAUCGAGUACGUCAGGGACAUCGGCGAGGGGGCCUUUGGCCGAGUCUUCCAGGCCAGAGCCCCUGGUCUGUUGCCCAUGGAGACAUUCACCAUGGUGGCCGUGAAGAUGCUCAAGGAGGAGGCUUCAGCAGACAUGCAGAAUGACUUCCAGAGGGAAGCCGCUUUGAUGGCCGAGUUUGACCACCCUAACAUCGUCAAGCUGCUUGGAGUGUGCGCCGUGGGCAAACCCAUGUGCCUCCUGUUUGAGUACAUGGCUAACGGCGACCUGAACGAGUACCUACGUCGGAACUGCUCCAACCCACGGCACAGCCUGAGCCAGGCCAGCCUGUCGGGCCGCAGUUUCGCCUCUGAGCUAGAGGGUGGCGCCCUCACCUGCGUCGACCAGCUCUUCAUUGCCAAGCAGGUAGCUGCCGGCAUGGCCUACCUGUCAGAGCGCAAAUUUGUGCACCGAGACCUGGCCACCCGCAAUUGCCUAGUGGGCGGUGAGCUGAUGGUGAAGAUCGCCGAUUUUGGUCUGUCCCGGAACAUCUACUCAGCCGACUACUACAAGGCCAACGAGAAUGACGCCAUCCCCAUCCGCUGGAUGCCACCUGAGUCCAUCUUCUACAACCGCUACACCACUGAGUCGGACGUCUGGGCCUACGGGGUGGUGCUUUGGGAGAUCUUCUCUCAUGGCAUGCAGCCCUACUACGGCAUGGCACAUGAGGAGGUCAUCUACUACGUGAGGGAUGGAAAUGUGCUGGGCUGUCCUGAUGGCUGCCCGCUGGAGCUCUACAGCCUCAUGCGUCUCUGCUGGAGCAGCCACCCCUCGGACAGGCCCGGCUUCCCCAGCAUCCACCGCAUCCUGGAGCGGAUGCACAGUCAGAUGCUACACGCCUCCCUGCCCUGACCCUGCGAGAAAGUGGGUCAGCGAAGGGUGUGGGGUGAAACGCGUGACUGGGAUAAUUUCCCGAUGGGAUCCAUUGGCCCAUUUUGACAACAGUAGGUCCUUCAGCUGAGAUGACGAUCGGCUGGAUGCACCAAGAGAAGAUGUCAAAUGCAUUCGCCCGAAUAAACCUCCGCAGGCUCCCUUUGGAGACGUGGGUGGUCCAUAUCCAAGACUCCCCCCAAAACAGCUAAUUUCCACCUGAUUAACUGCAGUCUGUGCAGAAAUGACUGUUCCAGUUGGGGAUAACCUCUCCUUCUCCUCCACCAUCUCUAGGAGAUGCCGUAUGAACCCAAUAGGGUCAAGAUAAAUGUUUAAGAUCCAAAUUAGAAUUGAUUGGACUGCACUUUCUGUUCAAAAAAGAUGACAAUUUGAAGGGUCUUUGCCAUUUUAAAAACACACCUAUUGAGUGUCACUACUCCGCACACACAGCUCCCUGAAUGCCUAUCAGACAGCUUCAGCCGCCCGCUGCCCUCUUCGAAGCAGGGCGCCUGGAAGUAAUGAAGAUCAAACCCCGAGGAUAGGUUGGGCAGGCAUUUACACCUCCAUCUGUAUUUAGGGCUGUAUUUCAUUACAAACAUGCCGCCGUCUAUACAGGAUACAGCAUAUUCCACAGUGGUACAUUAUCACUUUUAAUAUUUUUAUAUGUUGUGUUUCGACAUCGUUUUUUUUUUUUUAUUGCUAUUCCAGCUAAUUAUGUAAUGUUUUUAUCAUUGUUAUUGUAUUAUUUUUGGUUUCAUCACACAAAUGCAUCCAGAUAAACCAGGGACUGGACACACAGAGUAAUGUUGUACAGUCCUUCCUCAGGGUUAAAGAGAGCAGGCAUGGAAAUAGCAGGCUUCCCCGAUUGUUUGGACAUGUUCGGCUUGUAUCUCACAUGCAUGAUGGAGCGUAAACUCCGUAGAUAAAACAUACCAAGUCAAACCGUAAAGUAACCAUGCAGGAUACCAUUCCAGCACCUUUGUUUCGCAGGUAGUCAGCUUGUGAUAUUUAAAUGUGUGUUUUUAAAGGUUAUGGUUAAAUAUAAUUACCGAAAGGCCUGUUUCUGCAGUACCUGAAAAUACCCAGCCAGUUUGUGUCAGCCGUUUUUUUCCGGCGAUCGUGACCUGUGCGGGUCGCUCUGGGCACCAAUGGCCGUGCUGGUCUGAGUUCUGGUGUUGAACGCUGCCUUUCUGCAACCUGCGUCUUCCCUGAGCAGUAUCACCGGCUACUGUGAGAGAAGCAAUGAUGAGGUACAGGGAGAAAAUGUUACAUCUAGGUUGAAAACAUCGGAAAAUGUACCGGCUCUUUGAUUCCUUUAUUGGUAUCAUUAAUUUCGAUUCGAUUAUUUGACAAAUUGUCUGGAUUUUGUGUGCAGUCUAAGAUUUUGUGUUUAAAAUGCAGAUUAUUAUGUGGAUUGAAUGGCUGAGUGAUCACACUAACUUUGUUAUAUUUGUAUGCGUUAUGUCAUGAUUAUUUACACUCCGUAAACUAACAUUACUGCUGCCAUGUAGAUGAUACAGAUUAAGUUGCAAUAUAAUUUUGUGAGGUAGGUGGCACUGUUUCAUUAGUUUUAAUAAAAUUCAGGAAAAAAUAUCA